Messenger RNA from Pelobates fuscus (common spadefoot toad), 2826 nucleotides. Its product is annotated as bactericidal permeability-increasing protein-like. The coding region runs from base 69 to 1496 and encodes 475 amino acids. The record is from RefSeq and is a predicted model, not a curated record. Gene Ontology annotation, molecular function: lipid binding. The transcript has 15 exons. Lineage: Eukaryota; Metazoa; Chordata; Amphibia; Anura; Pelobatidae.
UCUCAUUGCUUCACAUAUAAAAACACAGAUUGCAGGUACCCCGGGACAGUGAGGGACAGGCUGAAGAAAUGGCGAAUCCCCAUACAUUGGCCCUUAUGCUAGUACUGGCUCUGUGCCUGGCGGCAGACGCUGUCAAUCCUGGGUUUGUGGUGAGACUCACACAGAAAGGGCUGGACUAUGCCCGCCAGGAAGGGAUGACUGUUCUGCAGCAGCGACUUUCUAAGAUUCACAUGCCGGAUUUCUCAGGAUCAACGCACGUUAAACAUCUUGGAAAAGUAAAGUACAGUUUUUAUAGAAUGAGUGUCCGUAGCUUCCAGUUGCCAAACUCGCAGAUCAGCUUUGUUCCUGGUACUGGCCUGAAAUUGACAAUUUCCGGGGCUUUCAUCCAGGUAGACGGAACGUGGAGAGUAAGCUACCACCAUAUAUCUACCCAUGGGGGAUUUGAUCUGAAGGUUGAGGGACUCAGUAUCUCCGUAGGCUUAAAGUUGGGCAGUGAUGGAUCUGGAAGACCAACCAUUGCCCCGUCUGAUUGUAGCAACCACAUCGGCGAUGUCCACGUGCACAUCUCUGGGAAGUUUGGCUGGCUUGCAGACGUAUUCCGCCACAGCAUCGAGAAAGAUUUAAGAAAUGCCAUUGAGAAGCAGAUCUGCCCCAUUGUGAGUGACUCUAUCACUAGCAAACUUGAACCACUUCUUCAAACCUUACCAGUUACAGCAAAGAUUGACAAGGUAGCCGCCAUUGAUUACUCCCUGACGGGACCUCCACCGGUGACUGCUGACUUUGUGGACGUGCAACUAAAGGGAGAAUUUUUUAUCUUCGCAAAUCGGACUACUCCUCCUUUCUCCCCACCUGCACUGUCCUUACCAGUGGAUCACAGCCUGAUGGUUUACUUUGGAGUGUCCGAUUAUUUGUUUAACACCGCUGGCUACGUCUACCAGUCAGCUGGCAAGCUCACCUUUACAGUCACCGAUGAUAUGAUCCCAAAGGACUUCAGUAUUCGCCUAAACACUUCAUCCUUUGGGACACUUGUACCCCAGAUAUCAAAAAUGUACCCGAAUAUGCUCAUGAAGCUGGUGAUCUCAUCGGUCUCUGCUCCAUAUUUGACCAUAAAGCCUGGAAACGUGACCAUUUCACCUGUGAUGGAUCUCAAAGCCUAUGCCAUUCUACCCAACAGCAGCCUGGCAUCUCUGUUUGAUCUAAAACUGACCACCACUGCUGUGGUGAAGAUAGGUGUAACUUCAGGCAGAAUUGUUGGUACUUUGGAUCUUAGCAGGGUUCAAAUGGAGCUGAUAGCUUCUGAUGUGGGACCGUUCUCUGUGGCAUUAUUAAAUGUGGCUGUGAAUUAUUACAUCUCACACAUCGUCCUACCCCAGGUUAAUGCAAUCCUGACCAAAGGAUACCCAUUGCCAUUGCUGGAUCACGUGCAGCUCACGGACGUUGUCCUACAACAGAGUCAGGACUUCCUUCUUUUUGGGGCUAAUGUACAUUACAACUAAAUAAUGGACAGCAACCAACCAAGCUCAGAAUAGGACUCGAUAUGGACAAGAUCUGAAGAUCUCUUCUGAUGUUUUGGCUGAAAUUGGCUUAACCAAGACUGGAGUGUUAACCAGUGUGUACAUUUUAACAUAUAGAAAUGUAUGAAAUAACAUUAAAAUAUUUUUAUGGAGAGGACACAAUCAUGCAUUAUGCACAUUGUAUGCAAGUCCAAAUAUGAUGUACAUUUAACCUAUUUUACUUGGCUUAUAAAACAUUUUUCAGAAAUAUCCAAAUUAUGAGCUGCAACUCUUAAUGCAUCAUUUAAUCUCCUCUCAAUGUUCUGCAAUUUACAAGCCGUAGAACCUACACCAUCUUCAAGCAAUGCUGGAUUAGGGACUUCAUGUGUCUGGCAUUGAAAAUUAAGCUAGACCUAAAUAUACCAUUUGAGUAUCUGGUCUCAUGCACCUGACUUUCAUUUUAAGCAUAUAAUAUCCACCUUCAUAAGCAGGAGGAAUUUGCUUAAAAAAACAAGGGUUCAAAGUGGUCACAGCCUGUCUUAUGGGUCAUGGUGCACAAGGAAUCCAUACUAUGGAUAUUCUUGGAGCAUGGAUAGGCCAUUCCUAUGUGCAUUUGGCCCCUCCAGUUCUUAAUCAGGACACACAUCAGGCAGAUCAGUAUAUAGAAUACUAAAGCUAUCUUUGGUACUAUUAAAUUUUGUGGACAGUGUUUACCAUGAUGCUCUACUAGGUCAAUUCCUAUGAUGCUAAGUUAGGCCAAUGAAUAUUUGGUGCCUUCUUGGCCAAACACAUUAAUAAUGUACCCAGCAUUUCAGGACAGUAGUCAAAGAUUAAAAAAACACAACAAUCAGGCAGCUAAGGUAUAUUGUAAUUCAUGAGCCUAGAGCUUCAGCUCCAAUAGUUUCUGUUAAUCUAAUCUAGCACUGGCUUCAGGUCACCAUCUAGAUCAUGGGUCCUCAAACUCCGGCCCCCCAGAUGUUGCUGAACGACAACUCCCAUGAUUCUUUUGAAUUACAUAGCCAGAAAAUCAUGGGAGUUGUAGUUCAGCAACAUCUGUGGGGCCGGAGUUUGAGGACCCAUGCUCUAGCUUCUCGCACUGAUGGACUUGAUAAAAUGAGUACCGCUGAGAUGGGUUAUCGCAUCUAUGACUCAGGAAAUACAUUAAAAUGAGUACAAAUUUGUAAGCAUCCAUUACAAUUCUCACUUUCAAUACUAGUGUUACAAUAAGGCAGCUAGACCUGCUUAUGGAGUAACCUUCCAGAAAACAUCACAUGUAUCACAGUUCCAAAAUCUUCACAUUAUUUUUUUUCUCACUUUAUAAAAUCAAAAUGUA